Messenger RNA from Grammomys surdaster, 1163 nucleotides. It is a transcript of the gene Insig1, whose product is annotated as insulin induced gene 1. The record is from RefSeq and is a predicted model, not a curated record. NCBI's taxonomy places the organism in Eukaryota, Metazoa, Chordata, Mammalia, Rodentia, Muridae. Gene Ontology annotation, biological process: SREBP-SCAP complex retention in endoplasmic reticulum; cellular response to insulin stimulus; SREBP signaling pathway. Bases 44 to 823 code for a protein of 259 amino acids. The transcript is spliced from 5 exons. Gene Ontology annotation, cellular component: endoplasmic reticulum; SREBP-SCAP-Insig complex.
CUGUUGUCGUGGCGUGCACCUCCUACGGUGUGCCUGGCCGCUCAUGCCCAGGCUGCACGACCACGUCUGGAGCUACCCAAGCGCGGGCGCUGCAAGGCCGUACAGCCUCUCGCGAGGCAUGAUUGCAGCGGCUCGCUGUCCGCAGGGCCCCGGAGCCCCCGAGCCCGAGCCAGCGACCCGGGGCCAACGAGCGGGAACCACAGGAUGCAGCGCGAGGCCGGGCAGCUGGCACCACGACCUGGUGCAGCGAAGCCUUGUGCUCUUCUCAUUUGGCGUGGUCUUGGCCCUGGUGCUCAACCUGCUGCAGAUCCAGCGGAAUGUCACGCUCUUCCCCGACGAGGUGAUAGCCACCAUCUUCUCCUCAGCCUGGUGGGUGCCCCCGUGUUGUGGCACGGCAGCCGCUGUUGUCGGCUUACUGUAUCCCUGUAUUGACAGUCACCUGGGAGAACCACACAAGUUCAAGAGAGAGUGGGCCAGCGUCAUGCGCUGUAUUGCAGUGUUCGUUGGCAUCAACCACGCCAGUGCCAAAUUAGAUUUUGCCAAUAAUGUCCAGCUGUCGUUGACUUUAGCAGCCCUGUCUUUGGGCUUGUGGUGGACGUUUGAUCGGUCCCGGAGUGGCCUCGGGCUUGGGAUCACCAUCGCCUUCCUUGCUACGCUGAUCACACAGUUUCUUGUCUAUAAUGGUGUCUACCAGUACACGUCCCCCGACUUCCUCUAUAUCCGUUCUUGGCUCCCUUGUAUAUUUUUCUCAGGAGGUGUCACAGUGGGAAACAUAGGACGACAGUUAGCUAUGGGUGUUCCGGAAAAGCCUCACAGUGACUGAGCUUUCGCACAUGGCUCAGAGCGGAGCAGGAUGCAGAGACACUGGUCCUGGGUGUGAUGAAGAUGAUCUUUUUCUCAAUGUUCUAUUUAGACUGGGCUGACGAUAAAUGACUCCUAAAGAUGCGUUCAUGUAGUCUAGACCAGCAUGUGGAGGCAAGGACCACUUACCUAAAAGUCUCACCUCGCUCCCCCACCCUCACAGCUAUCUGCGCUGGAACUCCACCCCAGGCUGUAUGUGGGAGGCGGGGAAGGGGGCCAGUUUCUCAAGUAUUAGAGUUCACUCAUCAUUCAAAGCAAAAUGCCAUAUUUCAAAGCCUUGAAUCAAAACGAAUCACCAACGA